Messenger RNA from Symbiodinium sp. CCMP2592, 1338 nucleotides. The record is from the annotation of a GenBank genome assembly. Lineage: Eukaryota; Dinophyceae; Suessiales; Symbiodiniaceae.
AUGGCAGUUCUCGUGUCGAGCGAUGUGCUGCGCUCCCUAUGGAAGCAAAGUAAGGUCCCGUCGCUGGAUGGCAUACGCGCGAUCAGCUGUGUUUGGGUGAGCUUCUCCCAUGCGUUCUUCCUCUGGCAAAUGUCGGCCAUGUCAGUUCCAGGGACAUUCCAGCUAUUCUUCACGUCGUGGUGGCCAGUAGCAGUGCCGAUGAACGGAGAUCUGGGAGUGGAUUUCUUCCUUUUACUUUCAGGUUACCUCAUUGGCAGCUCUGUUUUCGAGGAAAUCAGGCAAGAUGCAUCCUUCAACUGGGUCCCAUUCCUGAUUCGCAGAGUUUUCCGCAUCGCGCCCGUGUUCUACAUGGCAGUCUUUCUGGCGAUUGCUACUCAAGGAUUUGCAGCCUGUCGGCUGGCCUUCUGGAAGAAGCUGAUGUUCAUCGAGAACAUGACUGUCAACCUACAGGAGGAAGGGCAAUGUGCCCCACAAUCUUGGAGUGUUGGCCUUGAGAUGCAGCUUUACUUGGUGACUCCGCUACUCAUGAUGCUUGCACUUCGCCUACGGAGGCAGUGCGAGUUUGCGUGGGUGGUUAUCGGUAUCUGCGGUUGCGUGUGGGUCGCAUGCUGUGUAGCUCGACAUUCUGCGCUGCUUGCAGUGGUUGCCAUGAACGGAAGCGUGUGGUACACAGGGACGCAGUAUCGAUGUGCCCCGUAUGUCAUCGGAGUGGCAGUAUCUGUGCUCUGCCAUGGGACAUCAUCCCGCGAAAGCACUCCACUUCUGUCCUUACCGGGUGUUUUCCAGAGGAUGUUCGCUCUGGCGUCUUGGGCCUUUCUUGCGGAUUGCGCCUACUUUGGAGGUGGUGGACCUUUGCUGGGCUUCGAGAGCCCCAUGCCGAGGUGGCCCUUCGGCCGUCAAGCUGCAAAGCUGCACUUCGUGCUGGGACGGCCGCUCGUCGGUGCUGCCGCCGGGUACCUUCUGUGGAGGAGUCUCAGUGGCCAUGAGCCGUGCUUGAACAAGGUGCUUUCUUGGCCAGUCUGGCGCCCCCUUGCGCGCCUAAGCUACUCCGCGUACAUGUUGCAGGUUGUGAGCUUUGCUGUGGCACCCUGGCUCUUAGCCCCACUCGCCGAUGCUACGAGCAAGCCUGCAAAAACACUUGCAUCUCUCUCGCAGCCAGCUGUGGCCGGCAUCUGCUAUGCAUGGGCGGUGCUUUAUACACUCUUUGCCUUCGCUCUAGCACUGGUCAGCUACGCAGCUGUGGAAGUCCCGGGCAUUUCUUUGGGCCAGCGACUUGCCCGUAAACUCAGCCAGCCGAAGUCCGUGAUAGCAGAUUUGCAGCAGCCACUAGUGACGUAG